AUGACAUCCACCGGCGGCCUCUCGCGGCGGCGCGUCCCCAACGCCGCCUCAGCUGACGACCCCGACGACGACGCCUGGGGCCUCUCCGCGUCCUCGUCCACCACAUCCAACUCGUCCACGACGAACAAGACUAACGGCGGCGCCCCGCUCUCGCAUGCGGGCUCGGCGUUCGAGGGCGGCAGUAAGAUCGCGUAUGACCCGCGCGACCUGGAAAGAGAGGACGAGGACGUGCGUCAGGGCGGGCGCGCGCCGAAGUUGACGAUCAUGGAGGAGGUGCUGUUGCUUGGGUUGAAAGAUAAGCAGGGCUAUUUAUCAUUCUGGAACGACAACAUCUCGUACGCAUUACGCGGCUGCAUCCUCAUGGAGCUCGCGCUGCGACGGCGCAUCGCAGUCGUGCGCGAUCCAAACCGGAGACAGCUCCCAGUCUCUGAACGCGUGGUGGAGGUGAUCGACGACCGGCAAACCGGCGAGACACUACUCGACGAAACACUCAAGAUGAUGAAGGCGCAGGAGAGCGUGGAGCGGAUGCCGGUCAACACGUGGGUUGACCUGCUCAGCGGCGAGACGUGGAACGUGAUGAAGAUCGGCUUUCAGCUGAAGCAGGUGCGCGAGCGGCUCGCAAAGGGACUCGUCGACAAGGGCGUGCUCCGGACGGAGAAGCGCAACUUUUUGCUGUUCGAUAUGGCGACGCACCCGGUCGCGGACGUGAGGACGAAGGACGCAGUGGUGGGACGCGUCGUUGCGCUGCUGACGGCGCAGACGAGCGCGGUGCCGGCGACGGCGCUGCAGAAAGAGGGCACGCAGGCGCGGGCGGCACGGGCGGUGUGUCUCGCGUGUGCGGCGUACGCGGCGAGCGUGCUGGACAAUGCGUUUGCGAUGCUCUCGUACGAGGAGCGCGAGGCGGCGUUCCAGCGGUGCGACGACAUCCUCGCCGAGUUUGCGUGCUGGCCGUUUGGGAGCGCGAGUGCGGGCACGGGCAAGGGCGCGCCGGCGCGGAGACGGGAGGCGGCGAGGAUUGGGAUGGGGAGCGCGGGGGUGAGUGGGCGGGAGGCGGUGCUCGGGCUGGUGAUGGAGGUGAAGCGGGAGAUGCAGGGUGAGGAGGAUCUGUGCUUUGAGCUGAUCGCGGGGGUGCUGGAGGUGCUGUCGAAGCUGGAUUCGUUGCUGCUCUGA
Molecule: messenger RNA, 1170 nt
Organism: Laetiporus sulphureus 93-53
Lineage: Eukaryota; Fungi; Basidiomycota; Agaricomycetes; Polyporales; Laetiporaceae
Product: GPP34-domain-containing protein
Exons: 3
Coding region: 1-1170 (389 amino acids)
Biological process (GO): Golgi to plasma membrane protein transport; Golgi vesicle budding; retrograde vesicle-mediated transport, Golgi to endoplasmic reticulum
Cellular component (GO): cytosol; Golgi cisterna; trans-Golgi network
Molecular function (GO): phosphatidylinositol-4-phosphate binding
Source: RefSeq, a predicted model, not a curated record